Molecule: messenger RNA, 3643 nt
Organism: Drosophila willistoni
Lineage: Eukaryota; Metazoa; Arthropoda; Insecta; Diptera; Drosophilidae
Gene: LpR1
Product: very low-density lipoprotein receptor
Exons: 12
Coding region: 16-3252 (1078 amino acids)
Molecular function (GO): calcium ion binding; protein binding
Source: RefSeq, a predicted model, not a curated record
GAGAAAACUCAUACCAUGGCCAUAGAGUUAUGCUCUACGAGCAUUGUUAGUGAUACCAACAAAAUAACAACAGCAACAAUAACAACAUCAGCAGCAGCAGCAGCAGCAACAACAAUUUACAUCAGCAACAACAAUAAGCAACGUCAAGCUCAACAGCUGUUCAAUUGCUUUUGCGCCAACUUCAAUCUACUGCUACUCACCUUGAUACUUGGCUUGGGCAAAUGUUGCAGUGCCACGCCCACACCGGCAUAUCAACAUCAACAACAAUUGCUUACUGAGAGUAUUGCCGGCAGCAAUGUGGCCCCCGUUCAAUCUGAUGGCUCAUUGACCAAACUCGAUGGCAAAGCCUUUUUAAAUAUGGGCUUUAAAUUUCUGAACGUAUCUGGAAAGAUUGGAACACCACUUGGCAUAGGCCAAUCCAUGGAUGAUAAAUGUGACGAGAAGCAAUUUCAAUGCCUGAGUGGCGAUUGUAUACCCAUACGUUUUGUGUGCGAUGGCGAAGACGAUUGUCGGGAUCACAGCGACGAGCAAGUUGCCGAAUGUAAAUUUCUUGAAGCCACUUGCUCAUCGGACCACUUCCGCUGCACAAAUGGAAAUUGCAUACCAAAUAAAUGGCGCUGUGAUCAGGAAAAUGAUUGUGCCGAUGCCUCUGAUGAGUCGCCAGCAUUAUGCAUGAAUGCCUGUCCCAACAAUGAAUUCAAAUGCCAAACUGUCGACCAGUGCAUUCCGCGCGAUUGGCUAUGCGAUGGCAGCAACGAUUGUCGCGACAAAUCCGAUGAGGCCCAAUGCAAGUCUCGCACCUGUUCACCUGAGGAAUAUGGUUGUAAAAGUGGCCUAGGAGAAUGUGUGCCCUUGGCCUGGAUGUGUGAUCAGAGUAAAGAUUGCAGCGAUGGCUCCGAUGAGCAUAAUUGCAACCAAACUUGUCGCUCCGAUGAGUACACUUGCGGUAAUGGUCGUUGCAUACAGAAACGUUGGGUGUGCGAUCAUGAUGACGACUGCGGCGACGGCUCAGAUGAACGGGAUUGCCCAGUGAUUCCCUGUGAUGCCGUGGCGGAGCAUACAUGCAGCAAUGGAGCCUGCAUAGCCAAGCGGUGGGUGUGUGAUGGUGAUCCGGACUGUGCGGAUGCCUCCGAUGAAAGGUCCUGCUCCAAUGUGACCAAGACGGUGACACCCUGUUUGCCCCAUGAGUACCAGUGCAAAGAUCGCAUCACCUGCCUGCAUCACAGCUGGCUGUGUGAUGGCGACCGAGACUGUCCCGAUGGCGAUGAUGAGCACACGGCCAACUGCAAGAACAUCACAUGUCGUCCCGAUCAAUUCCAAUGCGGAGACCGCAGCUGCAUAGCCGGCCACCUCACCUGCAACGGCGACAAGGAUUGCUCAGAUGGCAGCGAUGAGAAAAACUGCAAUUUUACGGUUCAAGCCAAUUUGCAAGCAUGCAAUGGCACAACUCAAUUCAAUUGCGGUGGCGGUCAGUGCAUAGCCCUGAGUAAGGUGUGCGAUAAGCGUAAGGAUUGUCCUGAUGGCGAGGAUGAACCGGCUGGAAAGUGUGGUGUAAAUGAGUGUGCGACCAAAAAUGGCAAUUGCAUGCAUAAAUGCCUCGACUUGGCAGUGGGACAUCGCUGUGAAUGUCAUGAGGGCUACAAACUAUCAUCCGACAAACGCUCAUGUGUGGACAUCAAUGAAUGCGAGAAUCCCGGCAUGUGUUCCCAGAUCUGCAUCAAUGAAAUUGGAGGCUUCAAAUGCGAGUGUGAGGCCGGCUAUAUGAGGGAUCCACGUAAUCACACCCGUUGCAAGGCCAGCGAGGGUCAUGCCUCGUUGUUGCUGGCGCGUCGUCAUGAUAUACGUAAAAUUGCCUUGGAUCACAUGGAAAUGACUUCAAUUGUGAAUAGCACAAAGUCGGCCACUGCCCUGGACUUUGUUUUCCGCACUGGCAUGAUCUUCUGGAGCGAUGUGACCACCCAAAGCAUCUACAAGGCACCCAUCGAUGAGGGACAGGAGAAGACUGUGGUCUUGAAACAAUCUUCAGUGACUUCAGACGGCUUGGCGGUGGAUUGGAUCUAUAAUCAUGUCUACUACACCGAUACACACAAGUGCACCAUCGAGCUGACGAAUUUCGAUGGCAAUAUGGGUAAAGUGUUGAUUGAGGACUCCCUCGAUAUACCCAGAUCGAUAGCACUCGAUCCCAUUGAGGGUUGGAUGUAUUGGUCCGAUUGGGGUGCGUCGCCUCGCAUCGAACGCGCUGGCAUGGAUGGCAGCCAUCGGACUACCAUCAUCAACUACGAUGUCAAGUGGCCCAAUGGCAUUACCUUGGAUCUGGUACGGAAACGCAUCUACUGGGUUGAUGGCAAACUGAACAUCAUUUCGAGUGCCAACUACGAUGGAUCACAGCGCCGUCAGAUUUUAUAUUCCAUGGAAUAUCUGAGGCAUCCGUUCUCGAUAACCACAUUCGAGGAUUACAUCUACUGGACGGAUUGGGAUAAGCAAACUGUGUUCAAGGCCAAUAAAUUUACGGGAGAAGGUGUAGAGCCUAUUACAGCUGUCCACAUGCUUCAACAUCCCAUGGUGAUACAUGUCUAUCAUCCGUAUCGCCAGCCCGAUGGCAUUAAUCACUGCCAGUCCGUGAAUGGCCAUUGUUCUCACCUCUGUCUGCCAGCCCCGCGUAUCAAUGAGAGAAGUCCACGCAUUUCCUGCGCCUGUCCGACAGGACUCAAACUGAUGGCCGAUGGCCUUAUGUGCGUGGAAGAUCCCCUUUACAAAGUGAUUACGAAACCUCCGCGUGCCCUGAAAACCCGACCAAAAAAAACCAAAGUCCAAUUAAACAAACCCCAUGCGAACUUGAAUAGUAAGAAACAAGAUAGUUUUGACAUAGAGCCAACAAACGAGCUCCGACUGAGCACUAAGAUGCCAGCAAUAAAUGUGGCUGAACGUCGCCCGGUAAAAAAUCAAACACAAAAUGAACAGACCACAGCGCCCAGUCCGCAGCCAGAUUCUGGUUUUAUAGCACUCGUUGUUAUAGCCAGUCUAAGUGGUUGUGCUGUUCUCCUUGCAGUGCUCUUGCUUAUUGGCUAUCGCUACUGUAGCAAACGACGCAUCAAUUCAAUGAAUUUUGAGAAUCCCAUUUAUCGUAAGACCACAACCUCAUCGGAUCAGGAUCACUUCAGUUUGCGUAAAAAUCUGCCGGCUCGCAUCUAUGAUCACACCAGUGCUAUGGAUGAGGAGUAUUCUCCCGUAAUUGGCAUAUCAUCGUAUUAAGUGUGUAACGAUGGGUAUAUGCAAGCCAGCAGUAGACGCGCCUGAAGACUGAGCAACUCUAUUAGAUGUGUAAAUUAUUUUAAAAUUUUAAGGAUGUCAUUCAAAGAUGUCAAACUACAUAAAUACUUAUAUGUUCACGAAAUUGCAUCCUUUAAGGAUGCUGUACAAACAUAAAACAGAGAAAAAAACAUACGUCACAGAGUUCUAUUACAACAAAAACCGAAAUUGAAUAAAACUAAAUAUUUUAAUUAGUUAUGCAUAAAUGACAUAGUUCCAAACUGUACAUAGCUGUAAGUGUGCGCAAGAAAUUUACUUUUAACUUACAUAAAUACUAUAUAUACUAUAUAAACUAGCAAAAAUGAAAAGUUACUUGUGUAACUGAAACAAUUCU